GGGAGCCAGAGGGCUCGCAGCACCGGAGCAACCCCUGUCUGUCGCCACCGCAGCCGCCGCCACCGCCGGCCGGGACUCGCCCGGAGCGCAGGGUCCGCCCGGCUCCGCGUGGCGCGCGAGGCUCCGCGCCCGCCGCCGCGCCCUCCAGCCCGCUCCUCCGCCGGCCCGCGCGGGUCCCGGCGGCUCCAGCCCACCAUGCAGCUGCAGUUCCGGAGCUGGAUGCUGGCCGCGCUCACGCUGCUGGUGGUCUUCCUCAUCUUCGCGGACAUCUCCGAGAUCGAAGAAGAAAUCGGGAAUUCUGGAGGCAGAGGUACAAUCAGAUCAGCUGUGAACAGCUUACAUAGCAAAUCUAAUAGAGCUGAAGUUGUAAUAAAUGGCUCCUCACCGCCAGCUGUUGUUGACAGAAGUAAUGGAAGCAGUAAGCACAACAUCCAGCCAGCCUCAUCCAAAUGGAGACACAACCAGACGCUCUCUCUGAGGAUCAGGAAACAAAUUUUAAAGUUCCUGGAUGCUGAGAAGGAUAUUUCCGUCCUCAAGGGGACUCUGAAGCCCGGAGACAUAAUUCAUUACAUCUUUGACCGAGACAGCACAAUGAACGUGUCCCAGAACCUCUACGAACUCCUACCCAGGACCUCACCCCUGAAGAAUAAGCAUUUUCGGACUUGUGCCAUCGUGGGCAACUCGGGGGUCUUGCUGAACAGUGGCUGCGGACAGGAGAUCGACACACACAGCUUUGUGAUAAGGUGCAACCUGGCUCCCGUGCAGGAGUACGCCCGGGACGUGGGGCUCAAGACAGACCUGGUGACCAUGAACCCCUCGGUCAUCCAGCGGGCUUUUGAGGACUUGGUCAAUGCCACCUGGCGGGAGAAGCUGCUGCAGCGGCUGCACGGCCUGAACGGCAGCAUCCUGUGGAUCCCCGCCUUCAUGGCUCGCGGAGGCAAGCAGCGCGUGGACUGGGUCAACGAGCUCAUCCUGAAGCACCACGUCAACGUGCGCACCGCCUACCCCUCGCUGCGCCUGCUGCACGCGGUCCGCGGAUACUGGCUGACUAACAAGGUCCACAUCAAAAGACCCACCACUGGCCUCCUGAUGUACACACUGGCCACACGAUUCUGCAAUCAGAUCUACCUCUAUGGCUUCUGGCCCUUCCCGCUGGAUCAAAACCAGAACCCUGUCAAGUACCAUUACUAUGACAGCCUAAAGUAUGGCUAUACCUCCCAGGCCAGCCCCCACACCAUGCCCUUGGAGUUCAAAGCCCUCAAGAGCCUACAUGAGCAGGGGGCAUUGAAACUGACUGUUGGCCAGUGUGACGGGGCCACGUAAGGUGGGCACCUCGUGGGACUCGAAGGCUCACAUUUCCUGCCAGCUACACCACAGGCAGAUGGGAGUCGGGGUGGCACAAACACAAUAGAACAAGCAGGCUAGUGGUUUUCUUUGUUAAAGUGUAAAACAGUGACCAGAAUAUAUAUAUAUCUAUACCUGCAUAUAUAUAUUGACCUGAGUAUUUAUAACUGUGUGGUGUUCAUCUAGCAUUAGGCAGAUAAGCCACAAGAAGAAGGCUUGGAGAACCCACCUGAACCAGAUUGAGACUCAGUCCAUCUUUGGGGCAGAAAGACUUGACGGGCAAAGAAGCCAGACCCAUGGCUUCGGAUGACAACCAGCCUCCUGGGUUGGAGGGAUCCUUGGGCUCACGGAUGAACAGAGAGCCACUUGUGGUCAGCUGCCCAAACCCCUGGGAUAUAUGGACUCCAGAUGGCCAAGACCCAGAGAGGACACUUGACCAGGUUUGCACAGGUGCUAUUUGUGGAAGAGAGAGGUUGGAGAGGUCAGUUGGGUAAAGGAGCACAAAGAGGCUAAGGAACCAAGGUUACCGCAGAGCUGAGGGCCUUGUUCCAUGAACUUAGAGUCUGACUGCCUGAGUCCCGGGUAACACAGAAGCCCCAGGCACGACUGCACGGCUGUGAAGACAAGGCCAGGAGAGAAACCAUGGAUAAUCCGUAUCCUGGCUGAACAAGAACCACCGAGAACCUCAGCAGAUGAAUAACCCUCAAGAGGCAGAGGGUUGUAAAUCAUGCCUCUGAGGAACCGGAAGCUCCUCCUGUGGGUUUGCUCCCACCAAGCACAAGGCAGAAGGGCGACCAGGACGUGCCAGGUGUUCUGUACAGUAACUGAGGCCAGCCGAGGUGGGGGUCAGCCUCCAUCCUGCCCUCUCAGAAUGUCAGCAAGGGACUUCGCUCUCCCCUCUGCCACCAGGGAAGCCACAACAAAAGCUUCAAAGAGCACUUUUUAAGAUAUACAUGAUUGCCUUUCCGGGUGCCCCACCGUGCCGGAGCCCCAGAAUGUAAGGCCUGAAAGACUGGGAAGCACCUAACUCCAGGUCUGGCAACCACUCACUUUGUUUGCUUUCUGUAGCCUGCAGUUGGCAGGGUCCCUACAGCCAGACUGUGUCAGUAUCACUUUCUUGUCAGUCUCCCAUCUCCCUCAGAGGACCAGUGUUCACCGCACACUCACCCACCACCACCUCCCCACAGAAGCAAUGGUUGUUGAAUUUUUGCAAAAUCCUUUUCUUCCCCUACUAAAGUUCAUAGUUAAGACCAGAGCUUAAAAAGCCAAAUGCGGUUCCAAACAUUGGACAUAAUCUCCUAGGAAAAUCUGGGCUCCACGCCAAUACCUUAGGGGCCAGAAUCACUGGUCACAAAGAAAGAAGCAUUAGCCAGCUCUGUUUGUUAGAUGGAUUCCCUUGCUGAUAACGGACAGUGUUUUAAAACAUAUUUGAAAGAUAAGUAGAAAACCAUUCUCUUGAAGGUGAAGAGAGUUAAGAAUAAGUAAUCAAGAUCUGCUCCUCAGUGUAUGAGACUGGACAUAAUUAAUCAAUGGCAAUUCAGGACAGAAUGUUGGCUCUAAAUUAACCUCUGAUGGGCAGGAAGAGUUGGUAUAAGAAACCCAGCACACAGGAAUGCCCCAGUCCAAGGCCAGGAUAGCGACACCGCGUCCCUGCAAUUUCUCCUUUGUUCUUGUUGUCUGAGAUUUGGGAUUUGCAUCAUGAAAUGAAUUUUUAAAAGAGCAACAGCCUCAGUGCGAACCAAGUGGUCCAGGCUCCCCAUGAAUAUGGAAGUAAUUAGUAUCAAAUUGCAUUUGUCUCCUGAGCCUUUCCUCUUGAGGAGCUGAAAGGCCCUAGAAGAUACUUAAUUCUAAGCUUGCAGCACCCUGGGGAGGAGAUAGAUUUAUCGGCAAGGCCUUGGUGGAUUAGCGAAGACCUUGGAUUGCAGAAUGUUCUAUGGUGAGGUCCAAGGCAAGCCCUGAGGCCAGGGCCUGGAGUUGGGCCUGAGCUCUGUCUACCAGGCAGCAUCCUGUCCAUGCAGGAAAGUUAGAGACCAGUACUCCAGAGAACUUGUUUUCUUGCAGGUGGUAAAGUUCCUCCAAGUUCCAUCCACAAGAAGGCAGGAGGUCCAGGACACCCACGCCUGCCCAUUCCCCUAACUUAGCAGAUCCCAAAUCCCAUGGCACUGUGGCAGUAGGCCUUGGGCCCUGGGCCUUGUGCCCUCUUUCUCCACCAGAGGCUGACUGCCCUACCCUGCCAAGUCAGAGCCCCCUUGAGGCCAGGUUCCCAGGCAGUCAAGCCCACCCCAUCACUGCGAUCCACCACCUCAUAGCUGCAGUCAGGCAUCUGUCAGCCUCAGCCUGCCUUCCUGCUGAGGCUGUCCCUCAGCUCUCCAGUCUGCCCACCAUGGCCCCCCAGAACCUCUCAGACCAUCUCCAUUUGCCUCAAGCCCCCCACAGACCCCAACUUCAACCUCCUCCUUCACUAAAGAGAUGGAACCAUCUGGAACGAGGUCUCGCCUCAAAACCUUUUGGUCUCUUCCCACCCCUUCCCCUCCUCCUUCUCCUUCCCCUUUCUGAAGAAGUAAGUUUCCCUGCUGGCCAUGUACCUUUUCUCUCACACCCUUGGCCCCUCUCUGCCACUCUGAUGCUGUUCACCAGCAGAUGCUCACUGGGCCCAGCCUGGCUGUAAUGGCCUCUUCCUUCACCUCCCAGCACCCCAGCUGGGCAGGGACCCCAGUCCCUCCUGCUCGCUUUCCUCUGGACCAUGCUGUGGCUUCCACACCUAACUCGUUUCUGGGACUGGUCUUGAAUGCCCUCCAUCUUGCCUGUUUAAAAGUCCCCUUUUCACUGAGAAACUGCAGGGACUCCUCCUGGGCAUCCCUGGCCCUUCUCAUGGAUGCCAUGUCUUCCUGGGUUUCCCUUUGCUUCCCUGCCCCUUUUUGCCACUUAUUUAAAUAUUUAUUUAUGUAUUUAUGCAUUAUUUAUGGCCAUACCUACCUUGGUCUCCGAGCUGAGGUACAUCUGCCCAUUCUCUCCUUCUCUUCUCCCUAGGGUCCUCCCCUCGGACCCCUACAACCUCCCUCAGCGAGCUCACUCCUUCCCUUAGAUCUAGUCACCAUGUCCCCAGGAGAAGCCUCCUCUUCUCUCUGUGACCAGUCCUCUCCCCAGCUCAGAUGACGUACUGCAUGUGUGAUGCACUCUCUCUGCUCUGGUCGAAGCACCAUAAACUGAACACCUCUGAUGCCAAGAGCUCCACUCUGUCUCCCCUUCCCCUGAAAUCCCUCUUUCAUUCUGUUGGGAGAUCCACGAACCUGUCAGCCAGAUCCUGCUGUCAUCUUCAGGUCUUCCACAGAUCCACCUCUAUUGCUUCUUCCCUCCGACACCAAGCUUACCUCUCCAUGUCCCUGGGACCGCUUUGUGGCAGCCUCCUCUCCCACAUUUCCUCUGCAGGCUUCCACGUCCUCCGGCCCUCCUGAGCAUGCACAGUGAGGUAUUUCUCCUGCUCCUCCACCGGCUUUCAGAGUUCUCCUGACACACAAGUCAAGGCACAAGACUUUAACCUGACACUACAGCCCACCCAUAAGGUCCUAUUCUUUCUUUACACCCUGCACCAGCUGAUCUAUAGGAGUUGCCAGUCCUGGAAGGAGCGUCCGCAUUUCCUCUCUCUGUGCCUUUGGUCUUCUCGUUCUCAUCCUCUGGAUCACUCUUGAAUUUCCUCCAAGGCCCACACAGAGACAUGUCUUUCAUGAAGCCCUCCCUGAUCCUCUGACCACUGGAGUCUCUCCCUCCACUGAACACCGUAGCACUUUAUUUGUACCUUUCUCAUGGCACUUACCAUAUUCUGCCUUGUAUUAUAGUUAUUUGUGCACUUGUCCUAUGACUGUUCUUAGACUGUAAGCUCAUCAAGGGCAGGGGCUGUUUGAUUCAUCCGUAUCCAUCACAGCACUAGGCGUGGUGCAUAAAACACAGCAGUUGCUCAAUAAAUGUUUGUUGGAUUCAA
Cavia porcellus (domestic guinea pig) is the source of this 5323-nucleotide messenger RNA. RefSeq names its product ST8 alpha-N-acetyl-neuraminide alpha-2,8-sialyltransferase 2 (gene St8sia2). Lineage: Eukaryota; Metazoa; Chordata; Mammalia; Rodentia; Caviidae. The transcript is spliced from 6 exons. The record is from RefSeq and is a predicted model, not a curated record. Gene Ontology annotation, molecular function: alpha-N-acetylneuraminate alpha-2,8-sialyltransferase activity. Gene Ontology annotation, biological process: N-glycan processing; oligosaccharide metabolic process. The coding region runs from base 196 to 1323 and encodes 375 amino acids.